This is a messenger RNA of Emys orbicularis (European pond turtle), 1182 nucleotides long. It is a transcript of the gene KLHDC9, whose product is annotated as kelch domain containing 9. Gene Ontology annotation, molecular function: cyclin binding. NCBI's taxonomy places the organism in Eukaryota, Metazoa, Chordata, Testudines, Emydidae. The coding region runs from base 1 to 1182 and encodes 393 amino acids. The record is from RefSeq and is a predicted model, not a curated record. The transcript is spliced from 4 exons.
AUGAGAGGUGACUUGUCUGACAUCACCCAGCAGGCGAGGGCAGAGCUGGGAACAGGACCCAGGAGUCCCUACUGCCAGACCCGCUCACUAACCCCAUUGCUUCCUUUACAGGCGAAUCCUUUCGCUGCUGGCACUUUGCCCCUGCGGGUGGAAGCCGGCACGAUGGCCACGGCCAGCAGCUGGGCGUGGAAGCCCAUCGCACGGGACGCCCUGCUUGCACGCGCCUACCACUCAUGCGACGUGGUGCGAGGGAAGCUGCUGCUCUUCGGGGGGCUGAAAUUGGGCAAGCCCAAGGAGCCCCCACUGGGGGACUUGGUGGCCUUUGACCCCACCCUGCUGACGGCUGAGACAGUGGGCCCCGACGGCGGGUACCAGCGCAGCCACCACGACACGGCGGUGCUGGCCGACCACUGGCUGUGCGUGGUGGGGGGCUGGGACGGCGCCCACAGGGUCUCGGCCGUGUGCUGCUGGGACACCGAGCGGGGACAGUGGGAGCGCUGGGCCGAGGGGCCCUCCAACGACCCCCCCGUGGGGCUCAGCAGCCACACCUGUACCAAGGUGUCGGAGCAUGAGUUGCGGGUGGUGGGCAGGGAGGGCGGGCUUCGCACCCAGCGGCGCUUCGCCAGCAUCUACACCCUGCGCGUCAACCCCGCCACCAAGACCUACUGGUACAAGGAGGAGGAAUCGCGGACAGCCUCUCGGGCCGGACACUCGGCCAUGCUGCUCCGUGACGCAGGUGGCUACCAGCUGGUGGUGUUCGGGGGCCGUGACUCCUCCGACUGCGAGGUGGCCGGGCGCUGGGACAAGGGGAAAAUCCACGUAGAGUCCAUCCAUGCCCCCAAGCUGACAGAGCAGCUCUCCCGUCUGGUUGGCUCCGAGAAUGGCUCACGGCAGGCUCCGAAAGGCCUGAGGCACCAAUCCUGCACGGUGGUGGGUCCCUUUGCGGUGGCUUUUGGUGGGGAGACCCUAACGAAGGGGCGAGACACCGUCUGUAAUGAUCUCUAUGUCUACGAUACAAGAUGCUCGCCACCGAGCUGGUUCCGCUUCCCCUGCUCAGAUCGGGGCCAGAAGAGAGUCGGGCACCGCACGUGCCUUUGGAACGACAAGCUCUAUCUUGUGGGGGGCUUUGGCCCAGAUGGGAAGACCCCCUGCCCUGAGAUCUGUGUCUUAGAGAUCCCCUAG